GGGGGUGAGCGCCGGGGAACCCAGGAGGGGCCCCCGAGCGCGCAGGGCCGCAGGUGCCAUGGCUCUGCUCCUGGCCCUCCGGGCUGGCCUGGGCACCCGCCCCUUGUCCCAGGCGGCGCGGCGUGGGCCGCGGCCUGGCGGGGAGGAGCUCGGCCGCCUGGCGAUGGAUGACCUGGCGCCCGGCCCGCGGCGGGAGCUGCUGUUCGGCCUGUCCCCGUGCCUCCUGGCCCUGCGGGCCGCCCGCCGCCGCGUGGCGCGGCUCCUGCUGCAAGCCGGCCGGGCCGGGCUGCAGGGGGAGCGGGCUGAGCUGCUCCGGGAAGCCGAGGCGCGGGACAUCCCGGUUCUACGGGCCAGGCGGCAGAAGUUGGACGCCCUGUGCGGCUAUCAGGUCCACCAGGGCGUGUGCAUGGAAGUGAGCCCUCUGCGGCCCCGGCCCUGGACGGAGACCAUGGAGGCGGGCCCAGGCGACGUCCCCCAGCAGCUGUGGCUCGUCCUCGAGGGGCUCCAGGACCCCCGGAAUCUGGGGGCGGUGUUGCGCUCCGCUCACUUCCUCGGGGUGGAUAAGAUCGUCAUCAGCCGGAGAAACAGCUGCCCGCUCACCCCUGUGGUCAGCAAGGCCAGCGCGGGGGCUGUGGAGGUGAUGGACGUGUUCUCUACCGAUGACCUAGCCGGUUUUUUACAGGCCAGAGCACGGCAGGGCUGGCUGGUGACCGGCACGGUCAGGCCGCUGGGGCCCGAGACUGCCCACGCCCCUGAAAGCCCCGUCACCAGUUGCCUGGAGUUCCUGUGGGACCAGCCCACACUGCUAGUCCUGGGGAACGAGGGCUCUGGGCUGUCCCCUGAGGUGCAGGCCUGCUGCCAGGUGCUUCUUACCAUCCUGCCUGGCCGCCCGCUGCCCGCUGGGCUCGAGUCGCUCAAUGUCUCCGUGGCUGCAGGGAUUCUUCUGCACUCCAUCUGCAGCCAGAGGAAGAUGUUUCCUGCGCACAGGGAGAGAGGGCAGCUUCUUACAGAACCCCCCCCACACAGCUGAAGGACCAAGAGCAGCCUGGUGGGCAGGGCUGCCGUCAGGCUCAGGCAAGCCAGGCCCAAGUGGCGACUGUCCCUGGGCGGUCAGGAUGUGUGCUCGCAGCCCCCAGCGGCCUGUGCCUCGUCUGGGCAUUGACCACAGGCCCCAGAAGUGCAGUCUCCUGCUUUGGUGUUGGACUUGCCACUGGAGCUGGGAGUUUAUUCAUUCCUGGGAUGGGCCAGGACAGCGAGGAAGUGUCCUCCCAAGCAUCGCUGGACGCCACAGGGGAGUGGCAGGGGCCAGGGUGAUAAAGGUAUGAGUGCCAUGGAGCCUGAGGCCUUCUGGUGUGGAGGCCACCACAGUGUGGCCUUGGGUUCAUGUCCUUACAUCUGUGUGCCUGGUGGCCUGCACCUACCUCACAGACUGUUCCACUGAACCAAUAAAGCCUGGCAGGCAGCUCAGCGA
Messenger RNA from Ochotona princeps (American pika), 1471 nucleotides. It is a transcript of the gene MRM1, whose product is annotated as mitochondrial rRNA methyltransferase 1. Gene Ontology annotation, biological process: rRNA methylation. The record is from RefSeq and is a predicted model, not a curated record. Bases 59 to 1030 code for a protein of 323 amino acids. The transcript has 5 exons. Gene Ontology annotation, molecular function: RNA methyltransferase activity; RNA binding. Gene Ontology annotation, cellular component: mitochondrion. Lineage: Eukaryota; Metazoa; Chordata; Mammalia; Lagomorpha; Ochotonidae.